Stegodyphus dumicola is the source of this 1927-nucleotide messenger RNA. It is a transcript of the gene eIF2D, whose product is annotated as eukaryotic translation initiation factor 2D. Gene Ontology annotation, molecular function: RNA binding; translation initiation factor activity. Gene Ontology annotation, biological process: formation of translation preinitiation complex; translational initiation. Lineage: Eukaryota; Metazoa; Arthropoda; Arachnida; Araneae; Eresidae. The record is from RefSeq and is a predicted model, not a curated record.
GAAAGACAUAACACUAUGGUGCACUAACCAACCUUUCUGUUUAUAUGGAAAGAAAGUGAUCUGUUUUGAUAUCAAGUAUGUUCCGCAAGCAGUAUAAAGUUAAGACAAGCACUACAAUAAAGGGCUCAGAUAGAAGAAAAUUGCGAAGUAUGGUAGAAAACAGUUUUCCUAACCUUUCACCUGAUGAUAUUAAUAACAUGAUUCCGAACAAGAGUGAAAUGAAUCAAGUGAAAGCAAUGACUCACAAUGGUUCAGUUCUCGUAAUAUAUUAUACAGGAUCACAUCCAUUAUUUUUCCAAGUAGGUGAAGUGUGCUAUCCUACUGUUUAUACUUUAUGGAAGUAUCCCAAAUUAUUACCUACAAUUACAACUGUGCCUGCAGUUCUAGAAAAGAUAUGUAACGGUGCAGAUUUGAUGGCUCCAGGCAUUGUUAUUAAUGAAUCUACAUUAUCUGAAAUGAGAAAUUUGAAAAUUAAUGAAAUGUGUGCUGUCAGAAUAGUGGGAAAUCUUUCUCCUAUAGCUGUUGGGGUAGCAUUAAUGUCUCAAGAACAGUUAUGUGAGGAUGGUAUAAAAGGUAAAGCUGUUACUAUUGUGCAUAAUUAUAAAGACUUUUUAUGGCAGUCAGGAGAUAAAACAGAUCUUCCAACUAUUCAAGAAGAAAUGAAUGAAAGACUUCAUGAUAUAAAUUUAUCUGAUGAAAUACCACCGGUUUUGUUGAUGGAUAAUGAAUUUGAUGCUGAAAAUGGAAAUAACUCUGAGAGUCUCAUUGUAAAUGAAACUGGUUCUACAAAAGAAAAUUAUAGUUCUGAUGAUACUAACAUUAAUAAGGCAGAUUCUACUGUUCUUAAUGAAGAGGUUAAAGUAGAUGUUGCAAGCUAUACUAUGGAUGAUAUUUUGUGCCAGUCAUUUAUGGCUGCUAUUAAAGUGCAUGGAAGAAAAAUAAAUUUGCCUAUUCUGACUAGCACAUUUUAUAGUUCUUAUGUUCUAAAAGCCUGCCCUUCUGAAUUAAAUCUUGAUAUAAAAAAGACCACUUAUAAAAAACUAUCUGUUUUCUUAAAGAAAAUGCAAAAGGAUGGAAUUUUACAAAUCAAAGAACUCACAAAAGGUGUAGAAAGUAUUGUUUCGGUAAACACUGAUUGUGAUACUAUAAAAACAUUCUUCAUCGAUCCAUUGUUUAAAUCACAUCUGCAAGCACAGAAGGCAGAAAAAUCAGCUGAUCCAGAAUCAACAGCAAACAUUCAGGAAAAUUAUAAGUUUCCAGUUGUAACUGAAUUAUUUGUAAUAUCUGCUCAGGUGAAACUAAUUUUUGAGUUUUCUGGUAUGAGAAAAGGAGAUUCUGUGCCAGGAUCAGCUGUAAGAGAUGUUUUGAAGCAUUAUGUGAAAGAAAACUCUCUUCAGAAUGAGAGAAGUCCUAGGGAAGUUAUUCUUGAUCCAGUUUUAUGUGAUUGUGUAUCUAAAAAAGAAAGUAAAACUGUUAUGACUUGGGAAGAACUAUAUGAAGCAAUAGUGAAUAAAAUGCCACAUGCUUAUCAAAUUGCAUUUGACGGAAAAGAACCUGUGAUUAAAAAAGGGAAACUAGAACCUAUUCAAAUAACAGUGGAUACUAGAACAGGAAAUAAAAAGGUAACUUUAAUUCAGAACUUGGAAACUUAUGGUAUAAAUCCAGAAAAACUUGCUCAGCAUGUUCAAGUUGCAGUUGCUGCCAGUACUUCAGUUGCUUUAACACAGAAUGGGAAAGGAACUAUUGUUCUUAUACAAGGAAAUCAAGUUAAAUAUCUUCAAAAAUUAUUUUUGGAGAUGUUUAAAGUACCCAGGAAAUAUCUUCGAGGACUGGAAAAUUUACCCACAAAAAAGAAAUAAUUUUUUCUAUUUAAUUAAGAAGAAUUAUUUUGCUUUGAACUGUAUUGAAAUAAAAAUAAUUAUGCAUU